Molecule: messenger RNA, 2382 nt
Organism: Penicillium verrucosum
Lineage: Eukaryota; Fungi; Ascomycota; Eurotiomycetes; Eurotiales; Aspergillaceae
Exons: 4
Coding region: 1-2382 (793 amino acids)
Biological process (GO): endocytosis; endoplasmic reticulum to Golgi vesicle-mediated transport; intra-Golgi vesicle-mediated transport
Cellular component (GO): Golgi apparatus
Molecular function (GO): GTPase activator activity; protein binding
Source: RefSeq, a predicted model, not a curated record
AUGGCUCCCGGCCCCAGCAAGCGCGAGCAGGCGCGGAAUGAAAAGACCUUGACGGAGCUGAUCCGGACCGUUCCUGGCAAUGACCGAUGUGCCGAUUGCGAUGCCUUAACCCCAGGAUGGGCAAGCUGGAAUAUGGGCAUCUUCCUUUGCAUGCGUUGCGCCGCAUUGCACCGAAAGCUGGGCACACAUAUUUCCAAGAUCAAAUCUUUAAGCAUGGACACAUGGACAGCAGAGCAAGUUGAUAACAUGAAAUCGCACGGCAACAUCCUUAUGAACAAGAUGAACAACCCGCGGGGUAUCAAACCGCCAAUUCCCACCGAUAUUGACGAGGCUGAUGCAUGCAUGGAACGGUUUAUUCGGCAGAAAUAUCAACACCGCUCAUUGGAAAACGGGAAGCCAAAGCCCCCGAGUAGGGAGGAUUCGAGUUACUCCAACCCUAGGGCUAUGUCCCCCGUGGAAUCAAGGAAGAAUAACUACGACAUAUCCCCCGAGGGUUCUCCCCCGCCGCUUCCUCCAAAGUCUGGGAGGUUUUUCAAGUUUGGUCUACGUUCGUCGUCCUCUACAUCGAACCUCCGCCGAUUUGGUGGCAAGCCCAAGGUGUCCUCGCCAACCUCGGAUAAUGGAGCCUGGUCACCACCACCAUUGCAAUCCAGGAGGACGACCGGGCUUGGUGCGCCUGUCGCCGAUGUGACAACCGCAUCUUUCGAGGCCAAAAUGGCGGCAUUGCGGCAGAUGGGAUUCACCGAUGACCGACGAAACGAGAUGGUUCUCAAGGGACUCCACGAGGAUCUGGAUCGAGCAGUCGAAACACUGGUCAGGUUGGGUGAGGGGGGCAACCCCGCAUCAAGAUCCAGAACCCCGGCCGGGACAAGCACUGGUGCAUCUGCACGUAUAGUAAUCUCGAAGCCUGAGACGUCCAAAAACCCAUUCCCCGUCAAAACCGACAACACAUUUCCCGAGGUUUCCAACAACCCAUUUGACCGGGCAGUCUCAAAUCCCGUGACCCAGUCGCAAACACAGCAACCACAGACCGCUCCAUACAACCCAUUCGAUCAGCUAAACUCGAAGCCGGCACCUACACAACCUUUAGAAUCAUCUUUCCAGGGCCUUCAGGUUUCUCAGCCCCUGUUCCCCCACUCUACCGGUGGAUACCCGAACCAGACAAGUUCCAUGCAGCAAUCUGUAUAUCAACAGCCAUAUACGCCUCCGGCCACAUCGACAUUCUCGCAAUCUCCCUAUGUUACAUCGCCUCAGCCAAUGAACAACAGCUACAAUCCAUUCGACCAGCCACCGCCGCAGCCGCAGCCGCAGGGUGGCUUGGGCAGCCAAACAUAUCCCAACCCCAAUGCGCCGCAAACGAACCCUUUCUUCAACAAUGCGCCGCAAAAUCAACCCAUGCAGCCACAACAGCAGCAAAUGACGCCGCUCGCAACCCAAUCAGGGGGCUUUGAACCCCCUCGCCAUGCAAAUACCAUGCCAGUUAUGUCUUCCGCCUCGCCAUUUGGACUAAAUGCUCCUUUCCAAGGACAACAGCAACAGCAACAGCAACAGCAACAGCCAUCAAAUGGACUGGGAGCUUACAAUCCGUUCCAGCAAGGGUCGGCGCCUAACACAGCACAGAGCGCAGGCGGUUAUCCCAGCCAAGUCCAGACCCACCUGCAGCCCCAGCAGCCGCAGCAACUCAUGCCUCAACCCACUGGAAUGGACAAAAACAGCAUUCUUUCAUUGUAUAAUAUGGGUCCUGCGCAGUCUACUAUGACACCUAUCUCCGAGCAACCCCAGCAACCCCAGCAGCCCCAGCAGCCUCAGCAGUUCCAGGGUCAACCCCCCACCAUGAACCCCUACUCUCAACCAUCAAACCCAUACACCUCCAUUCCUCAGGCCCAGCAAGCCACAAACUUCCAGCAUCAGCCCCAGAGCCAACCCCAGAGCCAACCCCAACCCCAGCAAAACUUCCAGCCCCAGCAACCUACCGCCAACACCCAGCCCGCCACAUCCAACAACCCAUUCUUCAGCACCGCGCCCACGGGCAGCGGAUCCGGCCUUGCCGCACAAGCAGGCAUCAACCCAUACCAGCAGCAAUCCUCAGGGCUAGGAAUUGGCGGCAUGAACAGCCAGCCCGGGACCGGAACUGCCCCCGCCACUACUCCGGCCAUGGGAACGAACAACUCCCCAUUUUCGGGAAUGAGCAGUCCCCCCUUUGCAGGAGCGAACAGUUCUCCAUUUGCUGGAGGCCAGUCCCCCUUUUCAGGCCCGCCACCCACCACUAACUCGGCGUUCCCACGGACACACAUGAGCCAGCCGAGCGUUGAUGUCAGCGGCCUGCAGAAUGGUCGCCAUAGCCCUGAUGCCUUUGCUAGUUUGAGUGCUCGCUAUGGCUGA